Penicillium vulpinum is the source of this 648-nucleotide messenger RNA. Its product is annotated as pre-mRNA-splicing factor SPF27 family protein. Gene Ontology annotation, biological process: mRNA processing. Bases 1 to 648 code for a protein of 215 amino acids. The record is from RefSeq and is a predicted model, not a curated record. The transcript is spliced from 2 exons. Gene Ontology annotation, cellular component: catalytic step 2 spliceosome; Prp19 complex; precatalytic spliceosome. NCBI's taxonomy places the organism in Eukaryota, Fungi, Ascomycota, Eurotiomycetes, Eurotiales, Aspergillaceae.
AUGCCGUUAAUCAACGAAUCUCAUGACUCACUGCCAUAUGUUGACGCGGCGCCCACUGCGUCUGCGCGAGCGCGAGCGCAGCAGCUCAUCAACGCAGAGCUAUCCCCGGAGCACGCCUCGACAAUGCACCCCUGGAUCCCGGAAGCGCCAGAACCCAAAUUUUCCCAACUCAUGCAACAAGAACUCUCGCGCAAAGCGCAAGGAGCACCUCUCACAGGCGGAAUUGAUCUAUCCCGUUACGAAGCACCAGAGGCCCCGACUCGCGCAUCAGACCAGACGCCCGAUCUAGAAAAAUGGAAUGAGACUUACAAGAAGGCAUGUGUGUCAAGGAUGUACCUGACUAAGCGCGAGGAGAACCUGGCUCUGCUGGAAGAGCAUGGCAAGAACGCCUGGCUGGUUCACAAUUCGCAGAAUGAGGAGAUACUCGGUUCUACUGAGAAGGAGUUGGCAGAGACGAAGGAGGCUUCUGAAGAAGUGAACAAGCAGAGAAAAAUUGCACAGGAGGCGAGCCAGGGUGAGAUAGUCAGUCUGGAAGAGACGUGGAAGCGUGGCCCUGAAGCGAUUCUUAAUGUUGAGCUGGCAUCUGAGGCUUUGCGCAUGCAGAAUCUUGACUAUAGGCGUCAAAUGGCUCAGCAGCAGGCUCGCUAA